Solanum stenotomum is the source of this 3384-nucleotide messenger RNA. Its product is annotated as disease resistance protein Roq1-like. Gene Ontology annotation, molecular function: ADP binding. The transcript has 4 exons. Gene Ontology annotation, biological process: signal transduction; defense response. The record is from RefSeq and is a predicted model, not a curated record. Lineage: Eukaryota; Viridiplantae; Streptophyta; Magnoliopsida; Solanales; Solanaceae. Bases 52 to 3384 code for a protein of 1110 amino acids.
AAAUUGAAUACUUUGGUAAACAUAUUGUUCUUGUUUGCAUAUUGUCUCUCAAUGGAUGGAUUGGCUGAAACAGGAUCAUCUUCUUCUUCUGCUUCUUCUUUGUGGCCAUGCACUUAUGAUGUUUUCUUAAGUUUUAGAGGAGAGGAUGUACGGAAGAAUUUCGUCGAUCAUUUAUAUACAGCUUUGCAGCAAAGAGGAAUUCACACUUUCAAAGAUGAUGAAAAACUUGAAAGAGGGAAAUCUAUUUCACCUUCACUUUUCAAAGCCAUCGAAGAGUCGAUGAUUUCCAUCAUCAUAUUCUCUCAAAACUAUGCUUCUUCUUCAUGGUGUCUAGAUGAGCUUGUUAAGAUCACACAAUGCAUGAAACUCAGGGGACAGAUUGUUCUUCCUGUCUUCUAUGACAUGGAUCCAUCUGUCGUAAGAAAACAGAAGGCAAACGUUGGUGAAUUCUUCGCUAAACAUGAGUUAAAUUUCAUAGAUGAUGAAGAAAGGGUGAAGAGAUGGCGUACUGCUAUGAUGGAAGCAGCAAAUGUAUCUGGUUGGGAUUUGCCAAAUAUUGCUAACGGGCACGAAUCAAAAUGUAUCGAGCAAAUUGUAGAAUGUGUCAUGGAGAUAUUAGAUCAUACUGCUUCUGAUGCUACUGAAAAUCUUGUUGGAAUACGCUCAAGAAUGGGGACGGUGUAUUCCUUGUUGAAUCUGGAGUCUGAUAAAGUUCAAUUCGUUGGAAUAUGGGGAAUGAGUGGAAUUGGGAAAACAACUAUAGCAAGAGCCAUCUACGACAAGAUUUUCCGUUACUUUCAAGGUACUACUUUCCUUCAUGAAGUUGGAGAAAAUUCAGCCAAACAUGGUAUCCAACAUUUGCAGCAGAUACUUCUUUCUGAACUACUUCUGUUAAAAGAUCUAAGAAUAAACAACGUAUUUGAAGGAACCAGCUUGGUAAGAAGACGACUAAAUGGGAAACGAGUCCUAAUUGUUCUUGAUGAUGUCAAUCAUGGAAACCAGUUAGAUGCCCUAGCUAAAAGCCAUGACUGGUUUGGUGCAGGCAGUAUAAUCAUCAUAACAACAAAGGAUAAGCAAUUGCUUCGUCAAUAUAAUGUGGACAAAAUGUAUAAAGUGAGUCUGUUAAACACUGAUGAAAGUAUUGAACUCCUUAGUUCAUGUGCAUUCCAGAAACACCAUCCCAAAAGUGGAUAUGGAGAGAUCAUAGCUGAAGUUGUUCGGUAUGCUGGUGGUCUUCCAUUAGCUCUUAAAGUUUUGGGUUCCUCUCUGUAUGGCGGAGGCAUGAUUGAAUGGAGAGAAACAGUGGAGAGACUAAAACAAAUUCCAGAAGGCGAAAUUGUAGAAAAACUCAAAGUAAGUUUCAAUGGACUAAGUGAGAUUGACCAAAAGAUCUUCUUAGAUAUUGCAUGUUUCUUUAAAGGGAAGAAGAAAGGUUCUGUAAUUAGAAUUCUUCGUAGUUUCAGUUUUACUCCUGUCAUUGGCAUAAGAAAUCUCAUAGAAAAAUCUCUUGUAACUGUUUCAAAAGGUCGGAUUGUGAUGCAUCAGUUGAUCCAAGAGAUGGGUUGGUGUAUUGUUCGCAAAGAAGCUUCAAACAACCUUGGCAAGUAUAGUAGGCUCUGGUCUCCCGAUGAUAUUCUUCAUGUACUAUCUGAAAAUACGGGCACAGAAGCUGUGGAAGGCAUAUGGUUGCACUUGCCUAUUCCGAAAGACAUAAAUGUUGGUGCAGAAGCCUUCAAAUAUACGGACAACCUGAGGCUGCUCAAGAUACACAAUGCAAGUGUCUCCGUAGCUCCAGAUUGUCUUCCUAAUAAAUUGAUAUGGCUUCAUUGGCAUGGCUACCCAAUGAAGUCACUUCCAGCAAGUUUUCGAGCAGAAAGGCUUGUUUGUCUGAAAAUGCAGUAUAGCCGCGUUGUGCACUUGUGGAAGGGAAUAAAGGUCCUACACAAACUGAAGUUUCUCAACCUUAGUCACUCCCAAAAGCUAGUCAGCUGUCCAGAUUUCACGGGGGUACCCAAUCUCGAGAAGCUGGUUCUUGAAGAUUGUUCGAGUAUAAUUGAGAUCCAUCCUUCUGUGGGAUAUCUCAAAAAUCUUGUUCUACUAAACCUGAAGAACUGCAGGAAUCUUAAGAGCCUUCCAAACAAUAUUCGAUUGGAUAGUCUUGAGACUUUAAUUCUUUCUGGCUGCUUGAAACUCGCAAAUUUCCCAGAAAUCACAAGUGACAUGAAUUGCUUAUCUGAGGUCUACUUGGAAGCUACAGAUGUAAAAGAGUUGCCUUCAUCAAUUGAACGUCUCACUGGCCUUCAAUUAAUGAAUCUAUGCUACUGCAGGAAUCUUACAAAUUUACCAAAAACCAUAGGCAGAUUAAAAUCUCUUAGGAUUCUUAUUCUCUCUGGAUGUUCAAAGCUAGAAAAGUUGCCAGAGGAACUGGGACAUAUAGCAAUCUUGGAGGAACUCUAUUGUGACGAAACUGCCAUUCAAAGCCCACCAUCCUCAAUUACACUAUUGAAGAACCUUAAGAUCUUAUCUUUUCAUGGAUGUAAAGGCAUGGUAUCUCAGACAUGGAAUUCACUUUUCUUGGCAUGGCUUCGGCCAAGAAAACAUAAUCAAAAGCCAACAAGUCUGAUGUUUUCUUCCUUUUCCGGUUUAUUUUCUUUGAGGAAAUUGGAUCUUAGUGAUUGUUGUAUGUUGGAUGAAGGAAUUCCUAGUGAUCUUGGAUGCCUGUCAUCUUUGGUUGAGCUAAAUCUUAGUGGGAAUAAUUUUGUGGAUAUCUCUCAAGCAAGUCUCAACAUGCUUCCGCAGCUCAGAAUCCUGGAGCUAGUGAGUUGUGAGAGACUUGAAAGGUUGCCAGAACUUCCAACAACAAUAGAGGAAGUUUUUGCAGAUAAUUGUACAUCCCUGAUGACUGAUAAUGUAGGAAUAUUGACCAACUACAAGAUGUUGCAGCGAAUAUCGUUCACUAAUUGUGUUGGACUACUUGAGAAUCAGCAGAUGCAUGACAUGGCUACCUCACUGUGGCUUCACCUAUUCAAGAAGUGCAUUGUUAAAAGUGGUCACUUUAGCAUUUACCUACCUGGAGAACAAGUUCCAGAAUGGUUUGGCUACAAACUCAACGGAACUUCAGUUUCAAUGCAGCUGCCAAACGAUUGGUACAAUGAUAAAUUCAUGGGAUUUGCCAUCUGUGUUGUGUCUGACCUUGAAACAACAUGGUUAUCAGUUCAUGAAGGUUACCUACAGGAAAUGCCAGGCAUUUCGAUUGAGUUUACAAUCAAAAGCCACCUCCGGAGGAGCACGAGUUGCCUAAUGAACAUUGGUUUUGUAGGGACAAACAAGAAUGUUGCUUCAGAUCACACAUGUCUUGCCUAUGUGCCAUUUGAGGACUAUUGA